Parascedosporium putredinis is the source of this 627-nucleotide messenger RNA. Lineage: Eukaryota; Fungi; Ascomycota; Sordariomycetes; Microascales; Microascaceae. The record is from the annotation of a GenBank genome assembly.
AUGACCAAAGCAAAAAGGAAGCUGGCCCAAGAUGCCAAAGCAAGCGGCGAGAAGCGUCUGCGCCGUAGCGAGGCCCUUGGAGAGAUUCGAGACCAGUUCAACCCUUUCCAGUUCAAGCACAAUCCCCGAGGCCCCAAAUUCCAGGUUACCACACUUCAAUCCCCAAAUGACAAGGGAAUCAAAGGACGGCCGGGUGUGUCCAAGGCGCUUGGCGAAGAAAGGCGCCGGGAAACCCUCUUGGUGGAAAUGCAAAAGAGAAACAAAGUAGGCGGUAUCCUCGAUCGUCGAUUCGGAGAGAAUGACCCGACCAUGGCCCCAGAGGACAAGAUGCUAGAACGAUUCGCGCGGGAGAAGCAAAGGCUGCACAAGAAGAGCUCCCUCUUCGACCUCGAAGAGGAUACGCCGAGCUUUGGUCUCACUCACAACGGCCAAGCUCUCUCACUGGACGGGCCGAACCUCAAUGACGACUUCGACGAGGACGACCUGUCGAACGACAGUGAUGGUUCGGGGGACGAAAGGAAAAUAUCGAAGCGACAGAGGCUGGCUGAUGCCGUAGCCGACCUCGAGGCUGCAGAAGAAGAGGCCGACGAAGACCCCGACCGAAAAGGACAAAGGCCGAAGUCAUGA